Asterias rubens (European starfish) is the source of this 2993-nucleotide messenger RNA. RefSeq names its product alpha-N-acetylgalactosaminide alpha-2,6-sialyltransferase 1-like. The coding region runs from base 308 to 1477 and encodes 389 amino acids. The transcript is spliced from 8 exons. The record is from RefSeq and is a predicted model, not a curated record. Gene Ontology annotation, molecular function: sialyltransferase activity. Lineage: Eukaryota; Metazoa; Echinodermata; Asteroidea; Forcipulatida; Asteriidae.
AUUAAAAGUCUAGCCUAUUUAUUAUUCAGCAAAGUCCAUAAAUAGGUAAAGGUUAUAAACGCCAAUGCACAAUUAAAUAAUUAUGUGUAUUGCUGAUUCCAGGACCGAGAUUCAAGAUGAGCCAUGUCAGCCACCACAACUUGAAUUCGAUGUGCUAGAUUAGACUAGCUAGUUCCACCGUAUACUAACUAACACAGUAGGCCUACCCUCCUUCGAGGCCUCCCUAACCACUAACUCUAGCUAGGCAUAGGCGAUCCUAAUUCUACCUUCAUGACGCAAGGAAGCAAUCUUCACUAGUGCAGAAACCAUGAAGAUUCUUGUGUCAUGUAGGCUUCUCCGGACUGGAGUCAUGUUUGCAGUUAUCACAGUUGUUACCUACGUGUUUCUUAGUCUGUGUGCUAACAUAUCGACCGUUAAACGCAGCCAUCCAACUGGACCAUCCGAGCAAAGCCAACAGUUGGACCCCAGUCUCAAACAAAGUAGUCUCCCGCUCUCUUCAUCCAUCCCCCAAAAUGACUACUCGUCCGAGAAUGAACUUGUCCAUUUGAAACGUAACGACCCAGAGUUCAGCUUCAGGAAAAACAGUCUGUUUCAGCCAUCAAAAUGCCCAACAUCCAUUCAGAAGAAAUUGCUGAAUAUUUCUUGGACGUCCGAGAAGUACCAUCCAGAGAUUAAGCAGCUGCUUACCAGCUCCAACAUCAGCGUGCAAGAAUACCAGAGACUUUCAAAGUAUUGGAUGCCAUUUGGAUUUAAGUAUCAUGUCGACUUCACAUAUGAAGAGCUUCUGAAGGUUCUUAGACUGUUCCCAAGAGAGGAGUCCAUCUUUGACUUCUCUCAAUCUGAGACCAGACCUCAGUGUAUCUCCUGUGCCGUCGUCGGUAAUGGAGGAAUUCUUAAUGGAUCCAAGAUGGGCAAAGAAAUUGACGGUCACGAUAUGGUGUUUAGGGUGAACAAUUGCAUCAGACGUGGCUAUGAAGUGGAUGUUGGGAAUCGGACCACCCACCUUGUGUUGAUGGAUCGAUCACUCGGGCAGACUAACAUUAAAGAUGUACCCAGAGAUAAGGGAAUCAAGUAUAUACUACUACCAUGUCGUAAGAACGACUUUGAAUACAUCGUAAACGAGGUGGCUGGCACAAGUCGCAGGCGGAAGUUACGCGCCGAUGCGAACGAUGUCAGGAUUCUUCAUCCCGAUUUCAUUCGAUAUGUUCACAAAAUAUGGGAAAAUACCAAAGCUUUCCGACCGACGACGGGCGGAAUGAUGUUUUUCACUGCUCUCCAUGCUGGCUGUGACAGUAUCAGUGUCUAUGGUAUGGGCUUCACGGGCCACUUCACAGAGCACUACUACGAUCGUGCCUUUAUCAGAUACAAGAGUUUCAAAGCGAGUCAUGACUUCGGGAAAGAGAUUGAAAUACUUCAGAGUUUGAAUAGGGAUGGAGUUAUUCUAUGGUACAAACGAGAUGUACCAGAGUUCCAGUGAGAACAUGACAUUUUUAUUUUGGUUACUCCACGUAGACAAUGAAAUAUUAUAGACUUUGAAAACGGCAAUCUCAAGUAUUAAUCUAAUUCUGGAUUCCCUCUGGUAAUACUGAACAAUGUUUGAAUCCUGCCCUGGUCAGUCGCAACACUCGUAUCCUUGAGGAAGGCACUUCAUCAUAAUAGCUUUUCUCCACCCAGGAAUACAAAUGGGUACAGGCAAGAGCUGGGGAGUCACAUGCGAUGGACUGGCAUCCGUCCAACGGGGAAUAUAGAUAUUCUCAGAGAUUGGGAUAUGGGCUGUGAACUGGUCAUGACACUUGUGUCCUUGACUAUGCACUAUGCAUAAUUGCUUCUCUUUGCCCAGGAGUACAAAUGGGUAACAUGGUACCUGUUCUGACCGUUCUGACCACCACAGCAUCCCUGGGUUGUAUACUCCCCAGGGAGCUGAGAAAGAUUACAGGAAUGUUAUUGGCCCAGUGAACAGGUCACUAAGUGCACGAAGAUGUACUGUAAAAUACGCUAUUCAAAAUCUACUUAUUUUUAUUAUUAUUACGACUCACCAGUACUGUGCCUUCUACAUGUGUUCAUCACUUCAGUGCAACUAGAUCAUAAUAUAACAACCAUUAUUUUUUCUCUUGCAAAAAGGUGGUAUUUUUGUACGAAACCCUUGGAUAAGCCAUUUGGAGGUAUAGUGGAGUCAUUACCAAAGGACACUAUUUAGGUUUGGGUACAUUGUUUGUAUUGACCCCUUGCAUGCACUUCACACGCGGCAACUGUGCCACACUCAUCAUAUUAUGUGUAAACGCUGUGACGCCUAAAAUGCGCACUUCACUGAAUAAUGCACAGAGUGACAUUUCACACCAAUAUGGCGGAACUAAGAUUAUUCUGAUGAUGAUGACGUCAGGUGAAUUGGGUCAACCAAACAAACGGUGCACACAUAUGGUGUUCGCCAUAUCUCAAAAUGGCUACUUGAGUAAAACAUGACCUAAUUGCAUGUUGCAAAUUGCUGUUGUUGGGGGUUUUCCAAAAAAUUACUUUUGGACUAAACUCAACUGAGUUGCAAACUUGUUGUACUGACAAGACAAUUUAAACAAUGUGCCAAAUAAACAACUCUCUGGGAUAUCUUUACAUUUUGUACUCUUAAUAUUGUACUAAAAAUUCUCUUGUCGUCCACCAUUUUUUCUUCUUCUAAUCUUGCUCAUGGCCAUGAAUAAUUAAAACACAGCUUUUUGUAGCUUAAUUAGUGAUAACUAAUGAGAGUUUAAUGUUGUAGUGUGUCUUUACGGAUUAGUGAGUGAGUUCUACAAACUAAGAUGUACUUAAAUGAAUGAGAUCAACACGCAGAUGUGUGUGUUUCUACAGUGCUAAAACAAUUCCAGAUAAUUUUCUACAUAAUUACAGACACAAAUUAAUUGAAUGUUAACAAAACUAUGUGCAAUGACAAUAAUUUAUUUCAUUAUUGUAAUAAGUAGAGAUUUGAAACUUUGCAUGGUGGGAGUAUAACCAGAUGAAGUUUG